Molecule: messenger RNA, 3077 nt
Organism: Rhipicephalus sanguineus (brown dog tick)
Lineage: Eukaryota; Metazoa; Arthropoda; Arachnida; Ixodida; Ixodidae
Product: dnaJ homolog subfamily B member 14
Exons: 8
Coding region: 94-1245 (383 amino acids)
Biological process (GO): cellular response to misfolded protein
Cellular component (GO): endoplasmic reticulum membrane
Molecular function (GO): Hsp70 protein binding
Source: RefSeq, a predicted model, not a curated record
AAAGUGCGUACUUGCGUCGUCGGCCAACGGGAUCUUGUGUGUGCCAUAUCUGUGCCGAUCAGGCAAAGUAUGUAGGAGCGUUUCGGCUCCGUUAUGGAAGGGAAUAAAGAAGAAAGCAAGCGCUGUAUUCAACUGGCACAAACAUACAUUGCACAGGGGCACAAAGAAAAGGCGCUGAAGUUUCUUCGGAAGGCAGAACACCUAUACCCAUCAAAACUCGCUAAAGACCUCAUAGAGCAGCUGCAAAAGCUAAACGGCACGACAAGCUGCGAUAGCAGCACACAGGGAAACAACAACCACCACAAUUCGCGCAGUGCGUCUCCUCAAGGGCCGCCUGCUUCACCAGGGGUACGACAUCGAGCCCGGCCUGCAGGACGUGACAGUUCUGAAGAGCGUCGUGCGGUAGAUUAUACCAAGGAUCAGCUCGAGGCAGUUCGAAGAACGAAGCUGUGCAAAGACUACUACGAGGUGCUCUGUGUGAGUCGAGAUGCAGAUGACGAGUUGCUCAAGAAGCAAUAUCGUAAGCUGGCACUACAAGUGCAUCCCGACAAGAACAAGGCUCCUGGAGCAGGCGAUGCCUUUAAGGCUAUUGGAAAUGCCUAUGCCGUGCUCAGUGACCCUGAAAAGCGGAAGCUGUACGACAUGAAUGGCAAUCGACCGCCUCAGCAGCAGAGCUACACUGGUGACAGCUAUGACUACAGCCGAGGCUUUGAAGGAGACAUAUCUCCGGAGGAGCUUUUCAACAUGUUCUUUGGAAAUGCCUUUUCAAGCAAUGUUUAUGUACGAAGAGGUCCACGUUUUCAGCAUCAAAGGCAGCAGCAUGGCCAUGCAUCAGCAGAGGCACAUGCAGAUAGCAGUUACAGUGUGUUGCUGCAGAUGAUGCCCAUCAUAGUGUUGGUGGGAAUGUCUCUCAUGUCCAGCUUCCUGGUACAAGACCCACCUUACAGCCUCGUCAGAACAGCGAAACAUCAGUACGAGCGUAAGACUAUGAAUUUGCAGCUGUCUUACUAUGUGAAAGAGAACUUCAUGGCAGAGCACAAGAGCAACAUCUACCGAAUAGAAAUGGACGUGGAAGCCGACCACAUAGCGAAUCUACGGAGCUCCUGUUUCCGGGAGAAGAACUACAAAGAGAGCCUGCUUUGGCGAGCCAAAAGCCUACGAGAUGCCAGCUUGGAGGAGCGGGCUCAGGAUUACCAGAUGCCAUCGUGUGACCGGCUGGCCCAAUUGUCGCGCAUGCGUGUCUGACCCUGCUGCAGUGGGUGCACUCCAAAGCCAGGUCCUCCCUGUGUCAGCCCCCGGGAAUACACGGAAGCAGUCACCACUAUUCUGUUACGUCACCUUACAUCUUCUCCAGCUGUUCCUCCUAAGCGCUUGUUUGUGUACAUACAGAGGUUGUCUUGUCUUUGGUUUCUCUUUCAUUGCCUUUUUAUCCCUGCUGGAUGUUCGGCAAGGGUGCAUGGAGUUAGAGGGGACUGCUGGCUGUACAUUACUAUACAUAAAUUGUGAAAUUGAUUAUGGUGAAAGUAUUGCAAGAGAGCUUUUGUGAAUAUGUUAAGUUUUGGAUUGCCUGCAUCUUUUCUGUGAUUCUCUUGCCGUCAUCUGGCAUACAGUGCAAAGGGCAAUUGGUCUCUGUAGCUGAGAGCCUUGUGGAAGUCUCCAGUUCAAGUGCAUACUUUGUUCAUUGCCUGAGAGCACUGUACAGGCCUUUGUACAUUGACAACUGCAUCAAGGUUUUGGCUUGUGACCUAUUUGGUGACGGUUUUCAAAUGUGGCACAAUUGAUUGUGUGUUGAUGGUCGUUAAUUUUAUAUGGUACACAAUUGGUGUGUGCAUUGAGUGGUCUGUGCUACACUUGUUAAUAAGGCAUAUGACUCUGGUCUCAAUGACACACUAUCAGUUAGUAUUUGAGUCAGUGUGAGGAGAAUGCGAGAUCAUUUGAGCACAAUAUUCAAUUAGAUCUCGCGUUGCAGCAUUGGCUGUGCAGUUGCCAUAACUUGCAGGCAUGACAGUACUGGUGUGUUGCUAAACUUUGCUGUAUUGUGUACCAUUUUGGCCAGCUUUUUUUUUUUUUUACCUUUCUUUCUGGUGAAGAAUUUUCUCAGCUAUUUGAGCAUAAGUAUAUUUUCAUUCUUGUAAAAAAGAAAUUGGGAUGGGAAGCUGGUAAAGAAAAGCAAUGGUGCACUUAAAGAUGUGAGCAUUUUCGGUGUGUUGGUUUUAGACGUGAUGCAGCAGCAGUUGCUCUCCCCACACUUUCAUACAUGCUGGGUGUCACUGUAGAUGUACACCUCUUGCGAUGUUUUUUUUUUUUUAGCGUGUGUAGCAUAAGCAAGUGCAGUGCAGGGGUGUCACAUUGAAGUGAUAGACAACACAAGGUGCGACUGCUUCAGCUACACCUUGUGCUGGCUUGACCGUAUAUGGAAAACAGUGGUGUGUGUGUGUGCGUUGAUGUGGGUUGGGCACCGAUGAGGUUCAGGAGGGUGCAACUUUGCAUCUAAUGAUAACAAAGAGCAUAUACUGCAUUAUCAAUGAGCGGGAUUGCCUUUGUGCAAGGUCCUGCAACAUUGGUGUGGUACUAUCUGGAGGCUGCUGUCUCAUCCUUUUUAUGUGCAGUUGGAGUGUUCAAUCUGCUUGUGGAUGCAAUUGCAUGCAGCCUUUUUUACUGCAUUGUCAGAAGAUGUAGCUUCUUAUCGUGCAAAAAAGGCGCAUUGUUUAUAAAGUGCGCUGUUGUUGAGCUUGUGAAGAAUGCAUUGCGUGUAAAUAGAGGAAUUAUUGGAGUCUACCAUGAAAUAAGUUUACGGCUGCAAGAACUCGAGAAGAGACAUUUGCCUUUGCUUGGUUGUUUUUAGUCUCACCGUCUCCCUUUCCCAGUUUUGCUCCUUUUAUUCAUCAUGGAGUGGAGGCAAGUGGACAGCACUGCACACUUUGCCAUGCAUUGAGUAGCUGUUGGCUCUAGGAUUUGUCUUUUUUGGCGGUUGAUGUGCAGCGUAAGCCCUGCUUUUCAUGGAAAAAUGAAGGUAGAUUGAAAAGAGUUCGGCAUGCGAGCACAUUUUGAUCAAUAAAUAUAUGACGAAGGUUUAA